CUUGCAACACAACAUUGUUAGCUCCUACGAUCUGCCUUUACUUCAACCUUGCCUCAUAGCUCCGCUGGCUCCUACAACGCUGCUUCUCACUUCUUCAUCUGUGUGUUCAUCCAUUGCUUAUUAACGGAUUGUUUCUACCUGCGAUCCAGAAGCACUUUGAUUGUUCGUCUAUCAUUUAUUCAGGUUUUUCAUCUAUCAUCACGUCCAGAAGCAAUUCUUGUGCCCGUCUCUCAUUUUAUUCGGGCCAUUCCACACCCAAAAAACCCAAAAAAAGAAGGGGAAAUUGUUUCAUAGUUUUUGCUCCUAUUUAUCAUUGUAAACUUGUUCAUCUCCAUACACACCUACUCUCUUCAGCCUAGUCACCCUCACCUUAGACAAGGAGAAGUCUGCCUUUAAGGUUCUUCUACUUGUUUCCCAUAAUUUAUCUUUCCACACCCAAGAUCUGUGCAUCCACAAAACAAACAAAACUCCCUUCCCUAGGUAUAUACACCCAAAAAGCAAACGCUGCAAUCCGAUGGAAGUGGCUUUAGCUAGCGCUGCCUUAAGCGUUAGCUUAAAAUUGGCCGCGUCACCACUCUUGAAGAAGCUCCUUGCUAAUGCUUCAACAUGCCUUGGAGUGGACAUGGCACACGAGCUCCGUGAACUAGAGACCACUAUCUUUCCACAACUCAAGCUGUUGACUGAAGCAGCAGACAAGGGAAACCACAGGCUGAAUUUGGACAAAUGGCUUCAGGAACUCAAAGAAGCACUCUACCUGGCCGAAGACUUGCUGGACGAGAGUGAUUACAACCUCCUCAAGCGCCAAGCAAGGGGGAAGGAUUCCUUGCAAGCCAAUGCCUCCUCCAUCAGCAACACUCUAAUGAAGCCUUUGCGUGCUGCAUCAAGCAGGCUGUCCAAUCUGAGCUCCGAGAACAGAAAGUUAAUUCGUCAUCUUAAGGAAUUGAAGGCUACCCUAGCGAAAGCCAAGGACUUCCAUCAACUCCUGUGUUUACCUGGUAGUUAUAAUGCAGAGAGCCCUGCCAUACCAUCAGCUCAUGUUCCUGAGACCACAUCAGCACCACCUUUCAAAGUGAUUGGUCGUGAUAAUGAUCGCGAUCAUAUAAUACAUCUUCUUACCAAAACAUCUGCUACUACUGAGUCUAGUACAACAAUGUACUCAGGUUUGGCCAUUGUUGGGGCUGGAGGGAUGGGAAAGUCCACCUUGGCACAGCUUGUCUAUAAUGAUGAGAGGGUAAAAGGAUGUUUUGAUGUGAGAAUGUGGGUAAGCAUCUCACGCAAACUUGAUGUCCGCCGUCAUACACGGGAGAUCAUCGAGUCUGCCUCUAAGGGGGAAUGCCCACACAUUAAUAACCUUGAUACCCUGCAGUGCAAGUUGACAGAGAUACUCCAGGCAUCAAGAAAAUUCCUGCUUGUGUUGGAUGACGUUUGGUUUGAACCUGGCAGUGAGAAGGAAUGGGACCUACUGUUGGCUCCUCUUGUUUCCCAACAGACCGGAAGCAUAGUUUUGGUAACUUCUCGACGGGAUAGAUUUCCAGCUGCUCUCUGCUGUGAAGUGUGUCCUCUGGAAAACAUGGAAGAUACUCACUUCUUGGCACUCUUCAAGCAUCACGCAUUCGCUGGACAAGAAAUCAGAAAUCCACUACCAUGUGAAAGGCUCGAAGAUUUUGCAGAGAAGAUUGCUAAAAGGCUUGGACAAUCUCCUUUGGCAGCAAAAGCUGUGGGUUCCCAGUUGAAAGGGGAAACAGAUAUAUAUGCAUGGAAGGAUGCUCUUAAUAUAAAGAUUGACAACUUAACUGAUCCGAUGAGUGCUCUGUUGUGGAGUUAUGAGAAGUUAGAUCCACGUCUGCAGAAGUGCUUCCUAUAUUGCGGCUUGUUUCCAAAAGGCCACAAGUAUUUAAUUGAUGAGUUAGUUCAUCUUUGGAUGGCAGAGGGUCUCAUUGAUUCGUGCAACCAAAACAAGAGAGUGGAAGAUAUUGGGAGGGACUGCUUCAAGGAGAUGAUCUCUGUUUCAUUCUUUCAACCAGUUAAUAAGAAAUACUAUGCUAUGCAUGAUCUCCUUCAUGAUCUGGCAGAAUUACUCAGCAAAGGGGUCUACUUCAGAUUGGAAGAUGAUAAGGUGACAGAAAUACCAUCCACUGUUAGACAUAUCUCUGUUCGUGUUCAUAGUAUGACGCAACACAAGCAAAGUAUCUGCAACCUAAAUCAUUUACGCACUAUGAUCUGCAUAGACCCUCUAAUGGAUGAUGUAAGUGACCUUUUUAGUCAGAUACUACAGAAUUUGAAGAAAUUGCGUGUACUACAUUUGUCAUCUUAUGGCAGUAGUAAGUUGCCAGAAUCUGUUGGUGAGUUGAAGCACCUUCGGUAUCUGAACAUCAUCAGAACACUGAUUUCUGAAUUGCCAAGAUCAUUGUGUACUCUUUACCACUUGCAGUUACUUCUGGUAAAUGAUAAAGUUGAGAGUUUGCCUGGUAAACUCUGCAACUUAAGGAAGUUACGACAUCUUGACUGGUAUGAUUAUGGAACAUAUGAUUCAAACAGAAAAGCAGCGCCUCAAAUUCCUAACAUUGGCAAGCUAACUUCGCUUCAACAAGUUAAGAAAUUUUCUUUGCAAAAGAAAAUGGGAUAUGAAUUGCAACAGCUGAGGGAUCUGAACGAGAUCCGUGGCAGUUUAAGUGUCACAAAUCUUGAGAAUGUCACUGGGAAAGAUCAAGCCUUAGAAUCGAAGCUGCAUCAGAAAAGUCAUCUUGGCAGCUUGCGACUUGAAUGGUGUUGCCAGAAUAACACCAAUGCAGAGGAUAGUUUGCAUUUGGAGAUUCUAGAAGGCCUGAUGCCACCGCGUCAACUUGGGAGCCUUACAAUUGACGGUUACAAGUCUUCACAAUAUCCAAGCUGGUUACUUAACGGUUCUUAUUUUGAGAAUUUGGUAUCUUUAAGGUUUGCUAACUGUAGCGCAUUACAAAGCCUACCAUCCAAUACUGGGCUAUUUGGGAAUUGUUCUUCGCUUUCACUCGUCAAUGUGCCAAACCUGAAGGCAUUACCUUGUCUUCCACUAGGGCUUACAUAUUUAUGUCUGAGUAAUUGCCCACUGCUUAUAUUUACUUCCAACGAUGUGCUGGAAAAUAGUGACCAGAGAGAGAUCAUGAGGAUAGACCACUUGGCAUCACAGCUUGGUUUAAUUUGGGGGUUGGAUGCAGGAUCAGAUAUCAAGAGGGUACUCUCACGGGAACAUUCAUUUAUGAACCAGCUGAUGAUAUUUAUGCAUGCUGAUGUGUCAAAUGUUCAACACCUUGUAAGUGCUCUAAAAGGAGAGCAAGAUGAAAUAUUGGCAAAAGAGGAUAUCAUCAAGGCAUGGAUAUACUGUCACGAGCAGAGGAUGUGCCUCAUGUAUGGAAGGAGCAUUGUGCUGCCGCUGGUUUCACCAUCAGGACUUCGUAAUCUUUAUCUCUUCUCUUGCAGUAUUACAAAUGGAGCUUUAGCUGUAUGCCUUGAUGGCCUGGCUUCACUGGAAAGUUUGGACUUAAAUGAGAUCAUGACUUUAACUACACUUCCUUCGGAAGAGGUUCUCCAACAUUUGACAAAUCUUGGCCGUUUGUUCAUUGUAUAUUGCUGGUCUCUCAGGUCAUUAGGGGGCUUACGAGCUGCUACCUCUCUUUCACAUGUUCACUUGACUUCCUGCCCUUCUUUAGAGUUGGCAAGUGGAGCCAAAUGUUUGCCAUUAUCCAUUGAGAAGCUCUCUAUAUCCAGUUGUGUGCUUGCAGCUGACUUCCUCUCUACUGACUGGCCACACAUAAAUGAUAUUAGCAUAUACGAUUGCAGAAGCACCGCAUGCUUGUCUGUUGGUAGUCUCACCUCUGUUAAAUCAUUGGUACUGUAUAACUUGCCAGAUUUAUGUACACUUGAAGGAUUGUCUUCCCUGCAACUUCACAGUGUACAUUUGUUUGAUGUUCCGAAGCUCACCCCUGAGUGUAUCUCACAGUUUCAAGUCCAGUACUCACUCUUUGUUAGCAGUCCUGUAAUACUCAACAACAUGCUCUCGGCUGAAGGUUUCUCAGUUCCAGCAUUUCUCUCUCUUGAAGGAUGCAAGGAACCAAUUGUUUCAUUGGAAGAAUGCAAAAAUUUCGCAGCAGUCAAGACCCUAAGAUUCUGUAAUUGUCAAAUGAUUUCCCUGCCAACAAAUCUGAAGUGCUUCUCCAAUCUGAAGAAGCUUGACAUCUAUGAUUGCCCCAACAUAUCAUCUUUACCAGACUUGCCAUCCUCCCUCCAGCACAUAUGUAUAUGGGGUUGUGAGCUAUUGAAGGAGAGCUGCCGAGCACCUGAGGGAGAAAGUUGGCCAAAGAUCGCGCAUAUCCGCUGGAAGGAAUUUAUAGUGUGAUCUAGAUUCCCAGCUACAAAUAAACGGAAAGCAGGCCCUCCAGCAAGCUGUUACGAGGUGGAGUGCUUCAGCCUGGCUCAUCCUGCAGCCCAAACUGUCUUCUACUUCACGGGCCGGUGUUAAUCCCCUCGGUCUGUCUGUCGCCUGCUUUACUGAUUGCUUCACGCAUUGCCUUCUUGCACUCCACCACUGUCACUGACGAUGUUUUUUGUAAUCGUGAUGUUGGUUAUCUUAUCUUCUUAUUCAUGCUAUUAUCAUCCAUUGACUGAACAAUUCAUAGUCUAAUUUGCACGUUAUUCCAUCACUUAGUGCUGUCCUGUUUUGCUAUUAUCUCCUGUAAUCUUUAUGUCUUGUGUGAUCUUACGUACCAUGUAAUAACUGGAGGUAUCUUUUAUCAUUCACACCCGUAAUGAGAUAUUUGGCGUACUGCAGUACUGCUUCAGAGUUCAGACCAUUUUCCUUGCAUGAUGGUCUAGAAAGCCUGCUCCCUCUGACCUUGGGGGCAUGCUAGCUGGUCUUUCUGGUUGCUCAUUUCCUGCUGUUUGAGAUCUACAGGCAUUAUCAUUAUGUACAGAUUUCUCUGUUGAACUACGUACUGAUCUAUUAUAUCCAUGC
Triticum dicoccoides is the source of this 4987-nucleotide messenger RNA. Its product is annotated as putative disease resistance RPP13-like protein 1. The coding region runs from base 515 to 4372 and encodes 1285 amino acids. The transcript has 5 exons. The record is from RefSeq and is a predicted model, not a curated record. NCBI's taxonomy places the organism in Eukaryota, Viridiplantae, Streptophyta, Magnoliopsida, Poales, Poaceae. Gene Ontology annotation, molecular function: ADP binding.